Messenger RNA from Podarcis muralis (Common wall lizard), 1619 nucleotides. It is a transcript of the gene SLC25A26, whose product is annotated as solute carrier family 25 member 26. The record is from RefSeq and is a predicted model, not a curated record. Gene Ontology annotation, biological process: transmembrane transport. Lineage: Eukaryota; Metazoa; Chordata; Lepidosauria; Squamata; Lacertidae.
GGUUUCAAUAUGGCUGCGCCCAUGUGCAACGAGUAUCGGGUGUGUUUACAGCGUGCGGCUGACGUUUUGUGCGCACAUGGAUCGAGGGGAUUUCUUGGUCUCCCUGACGGCUGGUGGCCUAGCUGGAGUGUGUGUGGACCUGAUAUUGUUCCCCUUGGAUACAGUCAAGACAAGACUGCAGAGUCCUCAAGGAUUUAAGAAAGCUGGUGGCUUCCGUGGCAUCUAUGCUGGUGUUCCUUCCACUGCUGUGGGGUCCUUUCCAAAUGCUGCUGCCUUUUUUGCCACCUACGAGUUCACAAAAGCCACGCUCCGCAAAGAUGCCUCUCCAUAUUUAUCUCCUUUCACGCACAUGCUGGCCGCUUCCUUGGGAGAAGUAGUCGCUUGUCUAAUACGGGUUCCCUCUGAAGUUGUGAAACAGAGAGCACAAGUUUCUCCUUCUUCCAGCACCUUACGGAUCCUUACCAAUACUGUAUGCGAAGAGGGUAUUCUGGGACUCUACCGAGGUUAUAAAAGCACAGUAUUAAGAGAGAUUCCUUUCUCCCUUGUACAAUUUCCUCUGUGGGAGUCCUUAAAGGAUCUCUGGUCAUGGAAGCAAGGACACGUGGUCGAUUCUUGGCAGUCUGCAGUCUGUGGAGCUUUUGCAGGUGGAUUUGCAGCUGCAGUCACCACCCCUCUGGAUGUAGCCAAGACAAGAAUUAUGCUGGCAAAGACUGGCUCCAGAACCGCAAGUGGGAAUGUGCUGUCAGCUCUGCAUCAAGUAUGGAGGACACAAGGGAUUUCUGGGUUGUUUGCAGGCGUUGUCCCUCGAAUAUCUGCCAUCAGUCUUGGAGGCUUUAUCUUCCUGGGGAUGUAUGACAAGAUACGCCGUUUGCUCUUGUGAACUGGCUCUGGGACUCAAAAAGGAACAGCUGAGGAGCUGCUCCCUCCCCCCUUCUCCUAAGGAAAAAAAUGCACAUUUGUGAAGUUAUUCAUUUGCCUUCCCACAAGUUGAUCUCCCCGCAGGCCCUGGGUCCUGCCUCCUGUGGCUCAGCAGCUGUUCAACAGCCUGGACUCUAUUCUCACUAUUAUUUAAAAAAAGAAAGAAAGAAAAGAAAACCCUUAAUUCCGUUUCCCUAGUAUAAAAUGUCCCUGUAUGGAAACCCCUGUUCGAGUGGUGAGCUCAUUGGAAGGAGCAUGCCAAGAAAGGCAACUUUGGGGGGCAAAUGACUCGUUUUAUGGGCUCCAGCCUUGUGCCUGAAAGGCAUUAUUAUUAGAACUCAUUUAGGGAAAAUGAUGUGCAAAUGAGAAGAACAUGGCCUGCACUGCAUGGAAGGAAUAAAAGGAGCACUCAUUUGUUUUGUGAGACUGGCAUCACAGCAUUUACGUUACCCCAGGCCUGCCAUGCUCCAGAGGACAGAAGAAAAGAGGACAGGCGCAGGGAUUUCUUUCCUUAAGUGUGUGUGUGUGUGGUUUGAACCCCAUUUGGAAAGUUUAGACCACUGUUCCUACCUGCAGGUGCAUAGCAAGCAUUCUUGCUUGGAUAAGCAAGGCUGCCUUUUUUAAUUAGACUCAGAUUUCUCCAGUAAAAGUACAAUGUUGUAUUAUUUUACUGUCUAACAAGGUUGCCUAUGAAAAUGAAA